UUCAUUAAACUCGUGGUCCUUCGCCUAGGCUACCAGUAUUACUUCGUCAGUCAGUGGCUCGGUGCUUUUUUCUACAAUUAGGUUAAGAAAAUGGUUAAAUAGCCUGAUAAGCCCUUGAUGGAACAGAAAGGUCUGGAUAGCAUCUCUAUUCAAAUAUCCGUUUUUGUAUUUUGUGUUCGGCAAAACUUCAUUGAGUGAAGGUUCGUUCCAUUCUUUUUUCAGUUCUACCUAAACUUCAUUGACUGAAGUUCUUUUUCCCUUUCACUCCUUCAUUAUCUAUUCUCUUUGACUCAACAUGUCUGUUUCUAAAGUAGCAAGUGUGCUGCUGGCCUCGGUGUCGCUGGUCGCGGGCCACGGCUAUGUCUCGAGCAUUGAGGUAGAUGGUACCACUUAUGGUGGCUACCUGGUCGACACGUACUACUAUGAGUCCGACCCUCCUGAGCUGAUCGCGUGGUCCACCAAUGCUACCGAUGACGGCUAUGUCGCUCCAACUGCGUACGAUAGCUCCGACAUUAUCUGCCACCGUGGCUCUGCUCCUGGUGCGCUGUCCGCUCCGGUGGCUCCCGGUGGAACUGUGAAAAUGACCUGGAACACCUGGCCCGACGAUCACCAUGGCCCGAUCAUCACCUACCUAGCCAAGUGUAGUGGCUCCUGCUCCGACGUCGAUAAGACAUCUCUGGAGUUCUUUAAAAUUGAUGCUGGAGGCCUGAUCGAUGACACGAACAUCCCCGGUACCUGGGCUUCGGAUCAGCUGAUUGACGACAGCUAUAGUCGCAGCAUCACCAUUCCCACUGAUAUCGAGGCGGGCUACUAUGUGCUUCGUCAUGAGAUUAUUGCUCUCCAUGGUGCCGAGGAUCUCGACGGUGCUCAGAACUAUCCCCAGUGUAUCAACUUGCAAGUCACCGGCAGUGGUACCGCAUCGCCUAGUGGUACCCUGGGUACUGCUCUCUAUAAGGACACUGACCCUGGUAUCUAUGUCGAUAUCUGGCAAAGUAUCAGCUCCUAUACCAUGCCUGGCCCAUCUCUCUAUACCGCUGGAAGCACCGCCACUGCCUCUGUGGCUGCCGCUGCUACCACUACCGCUUCAACCACCCCCACAGCCAUCACCAGCCCUCCCACUGAAGUCGCGGUCGAGACGAAUGCCGCUGUAGAACCAUCUAUUGCAUCUCAGACGACUCAAGUCGCUUCUUCGACGACGGCCGUCGUUGAUGAGGUCGCUAGUACGGCCACAUCGGCCUCUGUCUCUUCUACUGCCUCGGGUGUGCUCAGUGGUUCUUGCAGUGACGAAGGUGUCUGGUACUGUAACGGCGGCACAGCCUUCCAACGCUGCGUGAACGGACAGUGGGAUGCAUCACAAAACAUGGCUGAUGGCACCGCCUGCACGGCUGGUAUGUCGGACACGUUGACUAUCUCUGCUGCCAAGGUACGCCGCGAUGCCCGUUUCCUUCGCCAUCGUCGGGCCCACGGUCAUCACAAAUAG
Messenger RNA from Aspergillus pseudotamarii, 1480 nucleotides. RefSeq names its product lytic polysaccharide monooxygenase auxiliary activity family 9 protein. The record is from RefSeq and is a predicted model, not a curated record. Bases 296 to 1480 code for a protein of 394 amino acids. The transcript has a single exon. NCBI's taxonomy places the organism in Eukaryota, Fungi, Ascomycota, Eurotiomycetes, Eurotiales, Aspergillaceae.